Messenger RNA from Dipodomys ordii (Ord's kangaroo rat), 10514 nucleotides. It is a transcript of the gene Zfhx3, whose product is annotated as zinc finger homeobox 3. The record is from RefSeq and is a predicted model, not a curated record. Lineage: Eukaryota; Metazoa; Chordata; Mammalia; Rodentia; Heteromyidae. The coding region runs from base 1 to 9966 and encodes 3321 amino acids. The transcript is spliced from 9 exons. Gene Ontology annotation, molecular function: DNA-binding transcription factor activity, RNA polymerase II-specific; RNA polymerase II cis-regulatory region sequence-specific DNA binding; zinc ion binding. Gene Ontology annotation, biological process: regulation of neuron differentiation; regulation of transcription by RNA polymerase II; brain development. Gene Ontology annotation, cellular component: nucleus.
AUGGAAGGCUGUGACUCGCCCGUCAUCUCGGGGAAGGACAAUGGGUGCGGUAUCCCUCAGCACCGGCAAUGGACUGAACUCAACAGCACCCACCUCCCCGACAAACCCAGUAGCAUGGAGCCGCCCGCAGGCGAGAGCCACGGGCCCCUGGACAGCCUGAGGGCCCCCUUCAACGAGCACCUGUCGGAGAGCAGCGCCGCUGCCUCGGCCGGGCCUCCCGCCGAGCCUGCCAGCAAGGAGGUCAGCUGCAACGAGUGCUCGGUCUCCUUCGCCAGCCUCCAGACCUACAUGGAGCAUCACUGCCCCGGCGCUCACCCCGCGCCGCCCCUGCGGGAGGAGAGCGCGAGCGACACCAGCGAGGAGGGCGACGAGGAGAGCGACGUGGAGAACCUGGCCGGGGAGAUCGUCUACCAGCCGGACGGCUCCGCGUACAUUGUGGAGAGCCUGAGCCAGCUGACCCAGAGUGGGGGUGCAUGCGGCAGUGGGCCUGUCCCUUCUCUCUUCUUGAACUCUCUCCCUGGGGCGGGGGGCAAACAAGGGGACCCUUCGUGUGCUGCACCUGUCUACCCACAGAUCAUCAACACUUUCCACAUAGCCUCAUCCUUCGGGAAAUGGUUUGAUGGCUCAGACCAGGCUUUCCCGAAUACCUCAGCCCUGGCGGGGCUCAGUCCCGUCCUGCACAGCUUCCGCGUUUUUGACGUGCGACACAAAAGCAACAAGGAUUACCUGAACAGCGACGGCUCUGCCAAAAGCUCCUGCGUAUCCAAAGAUGUUCCCAACAAUGUGGACCUGUCCAAAUUCGAUGGCUUUGUGCUGUACGGCAAGAGGAAGCCCAUCCUGAUGUGUUUCUUGUGCAAACUCUCGUUCAGGUACGUCCGUUCGUUUGUGACCCACGCGGUGCACGACCAUCGGAUGACCCUGAGCGAGGACGAGCGGAAAAUUCUUAGCAAUAAGAACAUCUCCGCUAUCAUCCAAGGGAUUGGCAAAGACAAGGAACCCCUUGUAAGUUUUCUGGAACCAAAAAACAAAAACUUUCAACACCCUUUAGUUUCCACAGCUAACCUCAUAGGCCCCGGACAUAGUUUUUACGGUAAAUUCAGUGGCAUUCGAAUGGAAGGGGAGGAGGCUCUCCCAGCUGGCACUGCCGCUGGUCCCGAGCAGCCCCAGGCUGGUCUCUUGGCCCCUAGCACCCUCUUGAACCUUGGCGGGCUCACCAGCUCGGUCCUGAAGACCCCCAUUACCUCAGUCCCCCUGGGGCCUCUGGCUUCCAGUCCUACCAAAUCCUCAGAGGGCAAGGACUCUGGGGCAGCCGAAGGGGAGAAGCAAGACUGCUUCUCCGAGAAAGCAGAACCAGCCGAGGAAGAGGAGGCAGAGGAGGAAGAGGAGGAGGAGGAGGUGGAGGAGGAGGAGGAAGAGGAGGAGGAGGAAGACGAGGAGGAGGAGGACGAGGGCUGCAAAGGACUCUUUCCAAGCGAGUUGGAUGACGAGCUGGAGGACAGACCCCUAGAGGAGUCUGGGGCUGCGGCAGGUGGUAGCAAAAAGGACCUUGCUCUCUCAAACCAAAGCAUUUCUAACUCCCCCUUAACGCCUAAUGUGCUCCAGACCCUGUCCAGGAGCACAGCUUCUACUAGUUCUAAUUCCGCUUCUUCCUUUGUUGUCUUUGAUGGUGCGAACAGGAGGAAUCGUUUAAGCUUUAACAGUGAGGGCGUCAGGGCCAAUGUGGCAGAGGGUGGCAGGAGGCUGGACUUCACUGAUGAAAGUGCCAAUAAAGACAAUGCCACAGCACCAGAACCAAAUGAAAGCACAGAGGGCGAUGAUGGGGCCUUCGUCCCCCAUCACCAGCAUGCCGGCUCCCUCUGCGAGCUUGGGGUUGGGGAGUGCCCCUCGGGGAGUGGCGUGGAGUGCCCCAAAUGUGACACGGUCCUGGGCUCCUCCCGCUCGCUGGGCGGCCACAUGACCAUGAUGCAUUCUCGUAACUCGUGUAAGACACUCAAGUGCCCCAAGUGUAACUGGCACUAUAAGUACCAGCAGACGCUGGAGGCACACAUGAAGGAGAAGCACCCGGAGCCGGGGGGCUCCUGUGUCUACUGCAAAAGCGGGCAGCCCCACCCCCGGCUGGCACGAGGCGAGAGCUACACGUGCGGUUACAAGCCUUUCCGCUGCGAGGUGUGUAACUACUCCACAACUACCAAAGGCAACCUCAGUAUUCAUAUGCAGUCCGACAAGCAUCUCAACAACAUGCAGAACCUGCAGAACGGAGGGGGGGAGCAGGUCUUCAGCCACAGUGCCGGGGCGGCGGCCGCAGCGGCGGCGGCGGCCGCGGCUGCAGCCAAUAUCAGCAGCUCCUGCGGGGCCCCCUCACCCACCAAACCAAAAACCAAACCCACGUGGCGGUGUGAGGUGUGCGAUUACGAGACCAACGUGGCCAGGAACCUCCGAAUCCACAUGACCAGCGAGAAGCAUAUGCAUAACAUGAUGUUACUGCAGCAGAACAUGACCCAGAUCCAACACAACCGCCACCUGGGCCUGGGCAGCCUGCCUUCGCCCGCCGAAGCUGAGCUCUACCAGUACUACCUGGCCCAGAACAUGAACCUGCCCAACCUGAAGAUGGACAGUGCUGCCUCAGAUGCCCAGUUCAUGAUGAGUGGAUUCCAGCUGGAUCCCACCGGGCCUAUGGCCGCCAUGACACCUGCUCUAGUGGGCGGUGAGAUCCCCCUAGACAUGCGGCUCGGGGGAGGACAGCUGGUGUCAGAGGAGCUGAUGAACCUGGGCGAGAGCUUCAUCCAGACCAAUGACCCGUCACUGAAGCUCUUCCAGUGCGCCGUCUGCAACAAGUUCACGACGGACAACUUGGACAUGCUGGGGCUGCACAUGAACGUGGAGCGCAGCCUCUCCGAGGAUGAGUGGAAGGCCGUGAUGGGGGACUCAUACCAGUGCAAGCUCUGCCGCUACAACACCCAGCUCAAGGCCAACUUCCAGCUGCACUGCAAGACGGACAAGCACGUGCAGAAGUACCAGCUGGUGGCCCACAUCAAGGAGGGCGGCAAGGCCAACGAGUGGAGGCUCAAGUGCGUGGCCAUCGGCAACCCUGUGCACCUCAAGUGCAAUGCGUGCGACUACUACACCAACAGCUUGGAGAAGCUGCGGCUGCACACGGUCAACUCCAGGCACGAGGCCAGCCUGAAGUUGUACAAGCACUUGCAGCAACAUGAGAGUGGCGUGGAGGGCGAGAGCUGCUACUACCACUGCGUCCUGUGCAACUACUCCACAAAGGCCAAGCUGAACCUCAUCCAGCACGUGCGCUCCAUGAAGCACCAGCGCAGCGAGAGCCUGCGCAAGCUCCAGCGGCUGCAGAAGGGCCUGCCCGAGGAGGACGAGGACCUGGGCCAGAUCUUCACCAUCCGCAGGUGUCCCUCCACUGACCCAGAAGAAGCCAUUGACGAUGUGGAAGGACCCAGUGAGUCAGCUGCCGAUCCUGAAGAGCUUGCUAAAGACCCGGAGAGUGGAGGCGAGAAAGACCAGAGCAAGUGGACAGCACCGUCCAGCCAGCAAGAGAAGGAGCUGACAGAGUCUCCUGCAACCUCCAAACGCAUCUCCUUCCCAGGUAGCUCUGAGCCUCCACUCUCUUCGAAGCGACCAAAAACAUCAGAGGAGAUCAAAGCAGAGCAGAUGUACCAGUGUCCUUACUGCAAGUACAGCAACACCGAUGUGAACCGGCUGCGGGUGCACGCCAUGACCCAGCACUCGGUGCAACCCAUGCUUCGCUGCCCCCUGUGCCAGGACAUGCUCAACAACAAGAUCCACCUCCAGCUGCACCUCACCCACCUCCACAGCGUGGCACCCGACUGCGUCGAGAAGCUCAUUAUGACGGUGACCACCCCCGAGAUGGUGAUGCCCAGCAGCAUGUUCCUCCCUGCAGCCGUUCCGGACCGAGACGGGACUUCCAAUCCUGAAGAGGCAGGAAAGCAGCCUGACACUUCGGAGGAUCUGGGAAAGAGCAUCUUACCCUCUGUGAGCACAGAGCACAGUGGAGACUUGAAACCCUCUUCUGCUGAGCCCGGCUCUGUGAGAGAAGACUCAGGCUUCCUCUGCUGGAAGAAGGGGUGCAACCAGGUUUUCAAAACUUCGGCGGCCCUUCAAACCCAUUUCAAUGAGGUGCAUGCCAAGAGGCCUCAGCUGCCCGUGUCAGAUCGCCAUGUGUAUAAGUACCGCUGUAACCAGUGCAGCCUGGCUUUUAAGACCAUUGAAAAGCUGCAGCUCCAUUCCCAGUACCAUGUGAUCAGAGCUGCCACCAUGUGCUGUCUUUGUCAGCGCAGUUUCCGAACUUUCCAGGCUCUGAAAAAACACCUUGAGACAAGCCACUUGGAGCUGAGUGAGGCUGACAUCCAGCAACUCUAUGGUGGCCUUCUAGCCAAUGGAGACCUCCUGGCAAUGGGAGACCCCACCCUGGCCGAGGACCACACCAUAAUUGUUGAAGAAGACAAGGAGGAGGAAAGCGACUUGGAAGAUAAACAGAGCCCAACAGGCAGUGACUCUGGGUCUGUCCAAGAAGAUUCUGGCUCUGAGCCAAAGAGAGCUCUGCCUUUCAGAAAAGGCCCCAAUUUCACCAUGGAAAAGUUUCUAGAUCCUUCUCGCCCUUACAAGUGUACUGUCUGUAAGGAGUCUUUUACGCAAAAGAAUAUCCUCUUAGUGCACUACAACUCUGUCUCCCACCUGCAUAAGUUAAAGAGAGCCCUUCAAGAAUCGGCAACGGGUCAGCCAGAACCCACCAGCAGUCCAGACAACAAACCUUUUAAGUGUAACACUUGUAACGUGGCUUAUAGCCAGAGUUCCACUCUGGAGAUUCACAUGAGGUCUGUGUUGCAUCAAACCAAGGCUCGGGCAGCCAAACUGGAGGCUGCCAGUGGCAGCAGCAACGGGACUGGGAGUAGUGGCGGCAUCUCCCUGAGCUCCUCCACGCCAAGUCCUGUGAGCACCAGCAGCACUAACAGCUUUACCACCACCAAUCCCAGUACCACUGGCAUCACUCCGAGCCCCAACUUGCUGAGCCAAGUGCCUGCCGAGAGUGUGAGUGUGGGGAUGCCAGCCCUGGGGAACCCCAUCAGUGCCAACAUUGUGUCCCCUUCAGAGCCCAAAGAGGCCAAUCGCAAAAAGCUAGCAGAUAUGAUUGCAUCCAGGCAGCAGCAGCAACAGCAGCAGCAGCAGCAGCAGCAGCAGCAGCAAGCACAGACAUUGGCCCAGGCCCAGGCUCAAGUUCAGGCUCACUUGCAGCAGGAGUUACAGCAGCAGGCUGCCCUGAUCCAGUCUCAGCUGUUUAACCCCACCCUCCUCCCUCACUUCCCCAUGACCACUGAGACUCUGCUCCAGCUGCAGCAGCAACAGCACCUCCUCUUCCCUUUCUACAUCCCCAGCGCGGAGUUCCAGCUCAACCCCGAGGUGAGCUUGCCUGUGACCAGUGGGGCGCUGACGCUGACAGGGACGGGCCCAGGGCUGCUGGAAGAUUUGAAGGCUCAGGUUCAGAUCCCACAGCAGAGCCACCAGCAGCUGCUGCAGCAGCAGCAGCAGCAGCAGCAGAGUCAGCUCUCUCUGUCUCAGAGUCACACUGCCCUCCUUCAGCCAGGUCAGCACCCCGAAAAGAAAAACAAACUGGUCAUCAAAGAAAAGGAAAAAGAAGGCCAGAGAGAGAGGGAAGGUGUGGAAGGAGGAGAAGGCAACACAGGGCCAAAGGAGCUGCUGCCAGAUGGCGUGAAGGCCAAAGAGAAGAAAGAGUUGGCGCCGGGGGGUAGCUCUGAGCCAUCCAUGCUGCCGCCACGCAUCGCUUCGGACGCCAGGGGGAAUGCCACCAAGGCCUUGCUGGAGAACUUCGGCUUUGAGCUGGUCAUUCAGUACAAUGAGAACAAGCAGAAGGUGCAGAAGAAGAACGGGAAGGCAGAGCAGGGAGAGAACCUGGAGAAGCUCGAGUGCGACUCCUGUGGCAAGUUGUUUUCCAACAUCUUGAUUUUAAAGAGUCAUCAGGAGCACGUUCACCAGAAUUACUUCCCCUUUAAACAGCUCGAGAGGUUUGCCAAACAAUACCGAGAGCAUUAUGAUAAACUGUACCCUCUGAGGCCGCAGACCCCAGAGCCGCCCCCCCCCCCCCCCCCCCCCCCGCCCCCACCACUCCCUGCGGCACCGCCUCAGCCAGCAUCCACGCCCGCCAUUCCCGCCUCGGCCCCACCCAUCACGUCGCCUACCAUUGCCCCAGCGCAGCCCUCUGUGCCACUUACCCAGCUGUCCAUGCCCAUGGAGCUGCCCAUCUUUUCCCCACUGAUGAUGCAGACUAUGCCACUGCAGACUCUGCCGGCCCAGCUGCCCCCUCAGCUGGGCCCCGUGGAGCCGCUGCCUGCUGACCUGGCCCAGCUGUACCAGCAUCAGCUGAACCCAACCUUGCUCCAGCAGCAAAACAAGAGGCCUCGGACCAGGAUCACAGAUGACCAGCUCCGCGUGCUCCGGCAGUAUUUUGACAUUAACAACUCCCCCAGCGAAGAGCAGAUCAAGGAGAUGGCAGACAAGUCCGGGCUGCCCCAGAAAGUAAUCAAGCACUGGUUCAGGAACACACUCUUCAAAGAGCGGCAGCGUAACAAAGACUCCCCUUACAACUUCAGCAACCCGCCCAUCACCAGCCUGGAGGAGCUCAAGAUCGACUCCCGGCCCCCUUCGCCAGAACCUCAGAAGCAGGAGUACUGGGGGAGCAAGAGGUCUUCGAGAACGAGGUUCACCGACUACCAGCUGAGGGUCCUCCAGGACUUCUUCGAUGCUAACGCCUACCCAAAGGAUGAUGAAUUUGAGCAACUCUCGAAUUUACUGAACCUUCCUACCCGAGUCAUAGUGGUGUGGUUUCAGAAUGCACGACAGAAGGCCAGGAAAAACUAUGAGAACCAGGGAGAGGGCAAAGAUGGAGAGCGGCGUGAGCUUACCAAUGACAGGUACAUCCGGACGAGCAACUUGAACUACCAGUGCAAAAAGUGUAGCCUCGUGUUCCAGCGCAUCUUCGAUCUCAUCAAGCACCAGAAGAAGCUGUGUUACAAGGAUGAGGACGAGGAGGGGCAGGAUGACAGCCAGAACGAGGACUCCAUGGAUGCCACAGAGAUCCUCACGCCCACCAGCUCGUCCUGCAGCACCCCGAUGCCCGCACAGGCUUACAGCGCCCCUGCCCCGGCAGCCAGUACAGCCCCCUCUGCUUUCCUGCAGCUCACAGCAGAGGCCGAUGAACUGGCCACCUUCAAUGCAAAAGCAGAGGCGAGUGAUGAGAAACCAAAGCAGGCUGAACCUCCUAGUGCACAGCCAACCCAAACCCAAGAAAAGCAAGGACAACCAAAGCCAGAGCUGCAGCAGCAAGACCAGCCUGAGCAGAAGCCCAGUGCGCCCCAGCAGAAGCUUCCGCAGCUGGCUGCCCCGCCUUCCUUACCACAGCCUCCUCCCCAGGCAGCGCCCCCACAGUGUCCCCUGCCCCAGUCCAGCCCCAGUCCUUCUCAGCUCUCUCAUCUGCCCCUCAAGCCGCUCCACACGUCAACUCCUCAGCAGCUGGCCAACCUACCUCCUCAGCUAAUCCCCUACCAGUGCGAGCAGUGUAAGCUGGCCUUCCCGUCCUUCGAGCACUGGCAGGAGCAUCAGCAGCUCCACUUCCUGAGUGCACAGAACCAGUUCAUCCACCCCCAGUUUUUGGACAGGUCACUGGACAUGCCUUUCAUGCUGUUUGACCCCAGUAAUCCACUCCUGGCCAGCCAGCUGCUCUCCGGGGCCAUACCUCAGAUUCCGGCGAGCUCUGCCACGUCUCCUUCUACGCCAACCUCCACCAUGAACACGCUGAAGAGGAAGCUGGAGGAAAAGGCCAGCGCAAGCCCUGGCGAAAAUGACAGCGGGACAGGAGAAGAGCCUCAGAGAGACAAGCGGCUGAGGACCACUAUUACCCCGGAGCAGCUAGAAAUUCUCUACCAAAAGUAUCUGCUGGACUCCAAUCCAACUCGAAAGAUGUUGGAUCACAUCGCGCAUGAGGUGGGCCUAAAGAAACGCGUGGUGCAAGUCUGGUUUCAGAACACCCGGGCUCGAGAGAGGAAAGGACAGUUCCGGGCUGUGGGUCCAGCCCAGGCCCACAGGAGAUGCCCUUUUUGCAGAGCUCUCUUCAAAGCCAAGACUGCCCUCGAGGCUCAUAUCCGCUCGCGCCACUGGCACGAAGCCAAGAGAGCUGGCUACAACCUCACUCUGUCCGCCAUGCUCCUGGACUGCGAUGGGGGGCUCCAGAUGAAGGGAGAUAUUUUUGAUGGAACUAGCUUUUCCCACCUUCCCCCAAGCAGUAGUGACGGCCAGGGGGUCCCCCUUUCGCCUGUGAGUAAAACCAUGGAGUUGUCUCCCAGAACUCUCCUGAGCCCUUCCUCCAUCAAGGUGGAAGGGAUCGAAGACUUUGAAAGCCCCUCCAUGUCCUCGGUGAAUCUGAACUUCGACCAAACCAAGCUGGACAACGAUGACUGCUCCUCCGUCAACACGGCAAUCACCGAUACCACCACGGGGGACGAGGGCAAUGCGGACAACGACAGCGCGACGGGAAUAGCAACGGAAACCAAAUCUUCUGCACCCAGCGAGGGGCUGACCAAAGCAGCCAUGAUGGCGAUGUCGGAGUAUGAAGAUCGAUUGUCAUCUGGCCUAGUCAGCCCAGCCCCAAGCUUUUACAGCAAGGAAUAUGACAAUGAAGGUACAGUGGACUACAGUGAAACCUCAAGCCUUGCAGACCCCUGCUCCCCGAGUCCGGGCGCAAGCGGGUCUGCGGGCAAAUCUGGUGACAACGGGGAUCGGCCUGGGCAGAAACGUUUCCGCACUCAGAUGACAAAUCUGCAGCUGAAGGUCCUCAAGUCAUGCUUUAAUGACUACAGGACACCCACCAUGCUGGAGUGCGAGGUCCUGGGCAAUGACAUUGGACUGCCAAAGAGAGUUGUUCAGGUCUGGUUCCAGAAUGCCCGGGCAAAAGAAAAGAAGUCCAAGUUAAGCAUGGCCAAGCAUUUUGGUAUAAACCAAACGAGUUACGAGGGACCCAAAACAGAGUGCACUUUGUGUGGCAUCAAGUACAGCGCUCGGCUGUCUGUACGUGACCAUAUCUUUUCCCAACAGCACAUCUCCAAAGUUAAAGAUACCAUCGGAAGCCAGUUGGACAAGGAGAAAGAGUACUUCGACCCAGCCACUGUCCGUCAGUUGAUGGCUCAACAAGAGCUGGACCGGAUUAAAAAGGCCAAUGAAGUCCUUGGACUGGCAGCUCAGCAACAAGGGAUGUUUGACAACGCCCCUCUUCAGGCUCUCAACCUUCCCACGGCGUAUCCGGCGCUCCAGGGCAUUCCUCCUGUGUUGCUCCCGGGCCUCAACAGCCCCUCUUUGCCAGGCUUUACUCCAUCGAACACAGACUGCCUGGCGUGCGAGAGCGCGCUCUGCGGGGAGGAGGCGCUGCGGCAGCAUCUCGAGUCGGCCUUGCACAAACACAGAACAAUCACGAGAGCAGCGAGAAACGCCAAAGAGCACCCUAGUUUAUUACCUCACUCCGCCUGCUUCCCCGAUCCUAGCACCGCAUCUACCUCGCAGUCUGCCGCUCACUCAAACGACAGCCCCCCUCCCCCGACGGCCGCCGCCCCCCCCUCGUCCCCCUGCGCGCCCCCCGCCCACGCCCCCCCCAGGAAGUCUUGGCCGCCCGUGGCCCCCCGGGCUUCAGCCACGAAGCCCCCUUCUUUUCCUCCUCUCUCCUCAUCUUCAACGGUUACCUCAAGUUCAUGCAGCACCUCAGGGGUUCAGCCCUCGAUGCCAACAGACGACUAUUCGGAGGAGUCUGACACGGAUCUCAGCCAAAAGUCCGACGGACCGGCGAGCCCGGCGGAGGGUCCCAAAGACCCCAGCUGCCCCAAGGACAGUGGUCUGACCAGUGUAGGAACGGACACCUUCAGAUUGUAAGCUUUGAAGAUGAACAAUACAGAUGAAUUUAAAUAAAAAAAAGAAUUAAUAACAAACCAAUUUCAAAAAUAGACUUAACUGCAAUUCCAAAGCUUCUAACCAAAAAAACAAAAAAAAAAAAACCACACACUAAAAAAACAAAAAAAAAAAAGAAAAGGAAAAAGCGUGGGCUGUUUUCCCAUAUACCUAUCUAUGCCGGUGAUUUCGCAUUCUUGUCUUUUCUCUCUUUUCUUUUACUAUUAAAAAAAAAAACGACAUAAAAAGACACACCCCACCACCGACACACCCAACCCUGUUCCAUUGUGUCCUUUCGAAGGUACUAUUGGUCUCGGGAAGAAGUCCGCAGGGCCUCCCCACUGUCUUUGGAGCUUAAACCCUUGUAUAUGUGUCCCCCUCCGCCCCCCCUCUUCAAUAAACGCGCACCUUGAGAGCACAGAGGAGCCCGGCACGCACGGUAUGGGAAAGCACUCCACCCUGCCACCCGUUGCAAAUCUCUUGCUAUCUUAGCAUUCAGAUACCAAUGGCUUGCUAAAAGAAAAAAAAAAAAA